Stegodyphus dumicola is the source of this 8625-nucleotide messenger RNA. Its product is annotated as heterogeneous nuclear ribonucleoprotein R-like. The record is from RefSeq and is a predicted model, not a curated record. Gene Ontology annotation, molecular function: RNA binding. NCBI's taxonomy places the organism in Eukaryota, Metazoa, Arthropoda, Arachnida, Araneae, Eresidae.
UGGAGAAACAGAAACGUUUCGCUAUUGUGCUUUCAUUAAAGAUGGCAACGUUAUGCACUGCCGGCAGCGCCGACAGUACGUGAUUUCUGAAAUCAAAUUUUGUCUGGUUUGAAGCAAUUAAAGGCGUAUGCUACCAUCUUCUUGAUAAUACUCAUAUACUUAGGAAAGGAGUAACCAGUUAAUAUGUGUUUUUUAAAACAAUGAGACAUUUAAAAAAAGAGGAAAGAGUUGCUCAUCUCCUAGCCAUAUUAAAAUCACUUGAAUUAUUUAUCGAUUGAAGAGGAAGAAAUAGCAUGAAUAAAUUGAAUAAAUGAUAAUGUUGUUGUCAUGGGGUGGAAGCCGUAUCCCUUCCUAUCCCAGAAUGUUUAAAUUACUCAUUUGUUUAAUGAAUGGCUGAGAAAGAUGGAGAAAACCCUAAUCAAAAGUAUUUAAUGGAUCAUUCAGAAAAUGUGGACUUAACAGAAAAAUCAGAAGAAUUUAAAAAACUUGUUGAAUAUGGUUUGAACCCUAAGGUUGUAACAAAAUUAGAAGAAAUUUUCAGAACAGGUAAAUUAUGUUACAGUGAUCUAGAUGAGAGAGCCCUUGAUGCUAUAAAAGAAUUUCCUGUGGAUGGUGCUUUUACAGUCCUAAAACAAUUUUUGGAUAGCAGUUUAGAACACGUUUCUAACAAAAGUGCGUUUCUUUGUGGUGUUAUGAAAACUUAUCGUCAAAAAAUGAAAGUUCCUUCAAAUACAAGUUCUGGGACUACUAAGGGACCCGAUGAGGAGAAAAUUAAGGCUAUUUUAGAUAGAACUGGAUAUACACUUGAUGUCACAACUGGCCAAAGAAAAUAUGGUGGCCCACCUCCUGGUUGGACCGGUCCACCACCUGGCAGUGGUUGUGAAAUAUUUGUUGGAAAAAUUCCAAAAGAUAUUUUUGAAGAUGAGCUUAUUCCACUUUUCGAAAAAUGUGGACCACUAUGGGAUCUGCGUCUCAUGAUGGAUCCCUUGACUGGCCAAAAUCGUGGUUAUGCAUUCAUAACUUUUAAAAACAAAAAUGGUGCACAAAAUGCAGUUAAACAGUUGGAUAAUUAUGAAAUAAGGAAAGGUAAAUUUAUUGGUGUUACUGUGUCUAUAAAUAAUCAUAGAUUAUUUGUCGGAAACAUUCCAAAAAAUAGAGGAAAAGAUGAGCUCUUUGAAGAAUUUACCAAACAUGCCCCUGGUUUGACAGAAGUUAUAAUUUAUAGUUCACCAGAUGAUAAGAAAAAAAAUAGAGGAUUCUGUUUUUUGGAAUAUGAUUCUCAUAAAGCUGCAUCAUUAGCUAAAAGAAGAUUAAGUACGGGGCGUAUCAAAGUGUGGGGAUGCGAUAUCAUUGUUGAUUGGGCUGAUCCCCAAGAAGAACCAGAUGAAGAAACUAUGUCUAAAGUUAAAGUUUUAUAUGCUAGAAAUUUAACUGCUGAUGUUACUGAAGAAAAAUUAAAAGAAAUGUUUGAAGCUUAUGGAAAAGUUGAAAGAGUAAAAAAAAUCAAAGACUAUGCUUUCAUCCAUUUCGAUGACAGAGAUCAUGCUGUCAAAGCUAUGAAUUCUCUUAAUGGAAAAGAAGUUGGUGGUGCCCCUAUGCAAGUCUCUCUCGCCAAACCCCCAUCAGACAAAAAGAAGAAAGAAGAAAUUUUGCGUAAUCGUGAAAGACGAAUGAUGCAGAUGAUGCAACAGCGAGCUAUGAUGAUGGGUAUCCCUCCUCCUCCACCUCGUGGCAGAGGAGCUAGGUUACCAUUGCCUGCAGCUCGCACUUAUGAUUAUGACUACGACUACUACGGGUAUGGUGACUAUCAGGGAGGCUACGCCGCCGACCCCUACUACGAUGAUUAUUAUGGCGGCCGCUAUGACGACUAUUAUGACUAUGGAUAUGGAGCAGCACCCCGUCCCAGGGAACCGGUCGGCCGAGCCCGCGCUGGACCUGAGAGGGCUCGGGCUGGCCGUGGUAUUCCCCGUGGCCGCGGCGCUGGCCCCCCAACUCCUCGUGGCAGAGUUCCAGUCCCUCCGCCCCUCGGCCGAGGUACCCGUGGAGUGUCCCGUGGAAUACCUGGUCCCAUCCCGGUUCACCUUCAUGGGGCCAUCCCCAGGGGAAGCCUGGUCGGUAAGCGGAAAUUUGACACGGCGAGCCACCAAAACCAAGGGGACUCAAAGCGCCGCUUCCAGAAUAGUGGGGCUGGGCAGUGGGGCAGCCACCCCAUUCCCCAGCAACCUCUGAACUCCACUGGAUACAAUGGCUAUCGUAACAGGACAGCGGGGAAUCCCACACAUUGGUACCAGGACUCAUAUGGCCAGCAGUGGGGCUAAUUUAAUUGACUUAAACAAACAAAAAAAAAAUUCAUCACAAACUCUAAUACUGUUUUUUAUACUUGACUUUUGAUUGACUGUUUUGAGAAGCCAAACAGCAUUUUUCAUUGAAGAGGAAGUGUCCUUGUUUUAAAGGGGGGAGGGGAGCAAUCUUCCUAGUACACAUGUUAGAUGAUGGUAUUACUGCUUUUGGUGGAUGUGUUUUUGCCUGUUAUUCCUGCCCAGACCUCUUCUCUUUUGUGAUGUACAAAAUUGCAGUUGUUACAAUGCCAGAAAAUUAGACAUGGCUGAUAGUAAUUAAUGUAAUUUGCAUGAAAAAUUGUAUACAGCUUUUAAUCUUGUGCGUUUUGCAGCAUCCUUCGUGUUUACCUGUUGACAUAUUAUUGAAAGAAUAUUGUUUGUAUGACUAGUUGAUUCUCAGAGUUAGGAGUUGUUAAGUUUAUGGAUAUAUGCUUUUUAGCUGUUCAUAUUUUUCUUUUUAUAUUCAUUUUUCCUUUCUUGGUAAGUCAUAAAAUUACUUUUUACUGUUUUUAUUUUAGUGUAUUAAAAAAAAAAUACUGUUGUGAUUAUUCUGAAAAAGGUUUUAUUCAAAGCAUUGUUUUUUUGUUGCAGCUUUUGAGAAUGUGUGCUUCAGUGUAUUUUGCUAAUAGUUUUUAUGUUGCUGUAAUUUUUUGUAUGUUUUUGCUCUUUAAGGGUGUGAUAUAAUUGGUCUUCAUGAGGCAAACCAGCAUCACUGCCAGUUACUGUGAUAGCUUAUUUGGGAAUGCAAUAGCUACCAAAUAUGAGUGUCAAUAACUCUGAAAAUUUGAAAAUGUACUCAUAAUUUGUUUUAAUUUCACAAAUUAAAUUAGAAUUAAAAUGUGGUAUUAGAAGAAUUAAAUGGCUAUUACUUUGUUUUCCAAAUUGUUAAAAUAGUGUAGAAUUGCCCAAAUAAAUAGGACAACUAGUUGGGGAAGCUGAUUUUUUUUUUUUUUUUUUUUUUAAAUCAGAGAAUUAUAAAGGCAUAUGUUCCCCCUUUUUGUUUCUGGAUAUCUCUGAAUUAUUUUUCUUCUGAAGCAAACUGAACAGUAUUCAUGCAGAAUAAUUUUGUGCAAAGAAGAGUGUGGUUAUCAAAAUACUUAUGUAUAAAAAAGGAAAAGUUAGCUGGGUACGAAACCAUUACCUGAGCUUAUAAGUUUUUCUAUUUUCAUUGUAACAAUGCUCAGAAUUUUGAUAAAUUAUAUUUAUAAUUUUUUUUUUUUUACACAUUGUCAGAGUAACUAAUCAUGAAGCACCUCAUUUUAAAAAGUGAAAAUAUGUAGCAAAAUUUCAUUAUCAGUGUCAUAAAAUUAAAUAUUUCAGACUCUCAACUGCUAGAAUGAUUUUAUUUCCAAAGUGGGAGCUUCUAAGCAAUAUUUCUGAAUUAUUAAGUAAUUCAUAGUCAAUUUUCCUGCUGAAGCAAACAUUUUCACAAUGAUUGUUCUUGAAGUUGACAGAAUGAACCUUUUCUGAUAUGUGUAGUUCUUGUAUUGGGCAUUGAGCAAGUGUCAGUUGCUUUUAUAUUUGUGUGUUUUAAAUACAUAAAAUAUUAUACUCUUUGUUCAUGCUUACAGUGAAAAAUUAAUUUUUAAGAUGUUAAAUACUUUCAUGAUUUUGAAUUUAUGCUAAAUGAGAGCCACACAAGGUUUGCAUUUUGGUAUCUUCAGUAUGUAGAUUAUUUUCAUAUGCUACUGAAAGGAAUAGAAAAUGCUCACAUUAAAGAUGCUCCAGAAAAAUUUUUACCGUGAGAAAUUAGACAUGAGAUUUUUUUAAUGGUUUUUGAGUUCUUCUCAUUUAGUAAUUACCUUUAUUUUUUUUUAAAAAGUUUUCAUCAGAAUAGCAGCAGAGUUUUUGAGAAUUAAUCCAGUUAAAUUUCCAAAUGGGCUAGAUUUCUUAAUUUGGUUUAAAAUGCAAAGGAGAUGCUGAAAAAGUUGAGUGUUACAAAAGUUUUGAAAAAACUUGCAACAAUCAUUUUCAUUAUACCAUCAUUUAGAAAGAUUCUGUGAAUUGUUCUUGCUUCUAUAAAGAAAUUAUUCGUGUUGGAUUAUGGAUGAUAUUGGACUAUGCAUUUAAUGUAAAAGUAAUUCAUUUGUAAAUGCUUUAUAUAAUUUUUUGUAAAUAAUCUCAUGUUUAAUUUAUUUGAAACCUUAUUGGAAAACUAAUUAUAAUAAUGAAUUAACUUCUUUCACUGCAGUUUUUGAUGGAAUUUUGGAAGCAGCUAAUUCAUUAUAAGAGCAGAGGUUGACUAAAGUAUUUUUUGGAUGAGCCAUUUUGAUAUCUGAGUAUUGAAAUUUUGUAUCGACAUAAAAUUAAUCGUGUUUUAAGCUUGCAUUUGGCAACAAGUAAAUAUUUCCAGAAUAAAGUGAAAUUUGGACAUCCUACCCAUUCAAUUUUUUAAGUUCUUGCAUUAGUUAGUUAAAUGGAAAUGGUCUUGGUUAAUGCCUAAGAGAAGAAAAAUGCUUUUGUAAAUGUUUUAUGUGAUUAAGGGAAACAAAUUUGAGCUUUGUGUACAAAUCAGAUUUAAGAUAUUGUAUCUCCUGGGAGUAGUUGUUAGGUUUACAAUAUAUUUUAAAAAUAUUAAAGAAUGUGAUUAGCGAUAGUUGAUGUUAGUGCUGUUAAUUCCCGGUACAAUUACUGGUGUUUUUCCCUACUUUUUAGCUUUGUACAUGUUAUUGAUAAUGAAAUGCUCUUCAUUUAAAAUGAAUUGACAUGUAUUAUGUUAGAUAUCAUACUAUUGUUGCUAAAAAAUAUAUGCUGCAGCAUUAUUUUGUAUUAUGGUGAUUUAGAAUUUUAUUACUAUUUCAAACUUAUAUCAUGUUUAUUAACAGUGUUUACAAAGCACAACUUUUGUGCAAUUGACUUUAAAUUGUGUCAUUGACAUUAAUUUUCAUGUGGUAGUUAGUAGUUGUGAUUAUCUUAACAGUGUCAAAAUGUAAACAGUUAAUGCAUUAAAAUAUGCAUUAUUGAAGAAACUUUUCAAAUUGAAGAGCUCAUUAGGAAUUUCAAAUUUCCUAAAAAUGGACAUUGAUAAUUGUUGUUUAACUUAUUGCAAUGUGCAGAUAUUAUUGCUUUAGUAUGCAAUACUGUCCUAUUGAGCAGCUGUGACACAUUAAAUUAUAUCGAGACCAUAUAAACACUCAACAGUGACAUGUAAAUUAUGUAUCAGAUGAGUGUCGAGCUAUUGAAGAUUAAAGCUCUACCUGAAAUCGUUUGUAGAAAUCUACAUUAAAAAAUAGUGUCUUCCUAAAGGCUUGGCACUAUGAAUAAUUUUGUGCUAUGCUUUAAAAAUGAUCUACGACAGUACUCACUAGUUUGUCUAUAAAAAGCCAAGCAACAUUAGAUAUUGAAAACAAAAAGAAAAUUGAUUUGGAUGAUGUUAUUGAUUGGGAAAAAAAAAAACAUGCAUUUGGUUUUAGUUUGAACAUGGUAAAGUAUCAUCUCAUGAUCUAGUUCAUAUGCUUUCCGUCAGAUAGUAUUGAGGGUUAUGUAAUCUGUUUCCACUAAUCAUGACUGAAUUUUUAAAUGGUUUCAAAAACAAUUUAGCUGAUAUUUUCCAGGAAGUGGUAUCACUUGUUAAUAGGCAAUUAAAUUUAAUAUUCUUUUUUCAAUAUUUCAUCAUGCAAAACGAGAGGUUUAGGUUUCACUUCAAGUUUGUUUUGUAGAUUUUAUCUAAGCCUCUCUGUAUUUAUACGUGACAGUUUCUUGCCCACCAAUUUUAUAUGUAUAUAUUUAAAAAUGAAAUGUUGAAGUAUAUUUAGUCACCUUUUUUUAUAAAAAUAUGGAGAUUUAAAUCUUCUAAUGGUGCAGUUAUUAGUAUUCAUUUUAUAUAAUGUGUUAAUAAUUGUGGGUUUUGUCCAUGUUUUUUGGAUCAUUUAAUAUACAAGAUUUGUGACUUUUUAGCACUUACACACAUCCAAAUAAGACUGCAUAUCUUUUGUAAGAUCAAAAGUUUGUUUUUUAUAUCUAAUAGCUGAAAGGAGUACAUACUAAGAGAAUAAAAAUGAGAGAUAACUUAAAAUAUAUGUUAAGAGCGAUAUUUUGUUAUCCAGUAUCUAAAACGAAAUUCUGAAGUCAAAUUUUCUGUAAUAUACCGUUGCAGAAAAUAGGCUGAAUUUGUUACGAAAAGUGCAGUACUAAUGACUGUGCUGAUUUUAUUUUAAUUUUCCUGAUAAUGGCAGCUGAUAAACUACAUUUAUGAAUGACAUUUUGUCUUCACUUCCAUGUUGACAGACUAUAUAUACAAGAAAGCAGACCAGAAUUAACAAGGCUUUAGGUUUGUGAAUAAUUGUUUUCGCACAGGCACCUAAGACAUGCUGUAUUUAGGUUUUGUCUGCACUUGUAAAAAAAAUAAAUAUCAAGUAAUGGAAUUUACUCUGCUUGAUCAAAUUACUGUUCUAUUGCUUAUUUGCGACUGAUUUCAUCAUAAAUGUGCAAUGACAUUUGAUCUUCUGGAGACCCAAUAUCUGGACUAUGAUUAUUUACCGUAACAUAUGGAAAUUUAAAUGACCAGACUACAGAGAUUCAUGUUCAAGCAUUAAGUGACAUAAUCUUUUCUCUCUUGUAUUGGACUCAAUUUUAUUGCAAGAGUUGAAGAAUUACCAAACCAAAUGUAAAAUCUGAAUGUUUGGAAAUUAAUGAUGAAUUUGUGUUUUUAGGUGUAACUCUUUUAAGAGACAAAUUUAAAUAACGAAAAAUGUAUGGAGAAAAAGGUUUUUGUGUUAAAUUCUUAAUGUUGUAUUAAAUAGAAUUGUGUAGUACCCGUUUGAAGCAUGUUAAAAAUUUCAGAAAUUUUAAACUGGCACUAAAUAUGCUUGUGUAUUUUUUGUUUUUUUGAUUAAAUGAAAAAUUUUACAUGUGUCAUCAUGUAAAAGAAAACAAAUUUAAUCAUAUAUUUGUAAUUCAAUUACUCAACCUUUUUCUCCAUUAAUAGUAUCUUUAAAUAUACAUUCUGUGUUAUAUGAAUUUUUCAACCAUGUAGUAUCUUUAAUCUUCUUGUCAUUAUUAUAAUAUAUGGUUUUAUUGUUAAUAUUUUGGCUUUCGUAAAUUAUGCUUUAAUGGUGGCAGUACAUAUUGUUAGUUAAAUUAUCAUUGUUGUGUGAAUUAAAAAUAGCCAAGAAAUUCUUAACUCCCUUUUCAAGUUAAAUGUGUGGUUUUGUGGUGUAAAAUUUUUGAACUAAAAUCUGAUUACUAGAUUGUUGUAUGUUUUUAUAAAUGCUUGUAUAAUCUUAUAUGCAUGUAUAAGCUUUGAAAACAAUAUCAAAAUGCACUAAGAGAAUUAGUUAAUGGUCGUCAUUAGGUACCAUUUAUGGUGAAAAUGAUUGCCAUUAAGGCACUGAUUUUUAUUUCUUGGUGUGCUUAAAAUUUGUCCCAUGGUGUUUGUGCACAUAAUUUGAAAGUACUGGAGAUUAGUUAUAAUUUAGAUUGAAUUUUGGCUCAGCAUUUUCAAAUAUCUUAAAAUCAUCAUAUUAGUAUUUUGUUAUGUUUAUUAAUUUUGACGUGUGAUUUUAUGUAAAAUGAUGUAAAACUGGAUUUUAUUUAGUACAUUUAUUCAAUUACAUUACUGCUAAUAUGGUGGUUAUGUAUGGUAACAGGUUGUUUUAUAUACAAAAUCAGCUUAAUAUUUACUGUCUGUAUUUUUUGUUGGAAAAUCAUGUAUGAAAUUUAUGUGUUUGAUUGUAUCAACAAAUUGUGUAGAAAUUUUUAUUAACUUCUGAAUAUAAAUAAUCAAAAGUAUAUAGAUAAAACUACCUGCUUUUAAGAUAUGGAAUUUGAACUAGUUAUAGUUAGCAAGAUCUUUGAUCCAUUUGCAGAUACUUUCUUUUAUGCAUGUGCAAUUUCAUUUGGCUGUUACUUGUUCUUGGGCAAGUAUUUCUUUUCUGAGUACUGAUCAGUGGGUUAUGUAUGCUGUAUGGAGCAACUUUGGAUGAACACAUUUUAAAACCUUUCUGAGAAAUUGUUUUUUGUAAACAACUGUUCAAAAGUGUUUUAAAAAAAAAAAGAUGCGCUCUUUGCAUUGUGGAAUGUUUUUCAAAUCGUUUCACUUUAUUUUUUAUAGUUUUCUAGUCCUGCAUUCGCCAGCUUUUCUCUUAUAGCUGUUGUAUUCUGGCAAUAUUUUGAAAUGGGGAAAAAAAUUGUUUUCUAAUGUUAUUAUAACUUUUUUGAACUGUGUUUGAUUCCCCCUGAUCUGGUGGCUAUGCCCUUAUGUGAAAAUAAAUAAUCUUGUAAAACUUGUCUGGAAUAAACCAGCUUGGUUUUAAUUGUUGAAAUUUAUUAAACAAUUUUACAUUAA